Symbiodinium pilosum is the source of this 2328-nucleotide messenger RNA. NCBI's taxonomy places the organism in Eukaryota, Dinophyceae, Suessiales, Symbiodiniaceae. The record is from the annotation of a GenBank genome assembly.
AUGAGAUCCGUGCUGGGCGUAGCGAUCUUGGCCACGCUUGCGUCGGCGGAACCCAAUGUCAUGAACAAGGGUGGCAUUCCGUACCAGAUCAGUAAUCCUCCAGGGGCGACGAAAGACUGGAAGGGCACGCCGGGAAAUUACUCCGUAGACUUCAUGCAUAACGUGAAGGGCAAGGUGGAGUACUUCGACGUCUACGGUGAAGUUCGGACGAAGUAUUCGCAGGUCUACUGGACGCGCAAUGCACCAAUCAACCUGCCGAAGGAGUUGGUGGACCGAUUCAAUGGCAAGGUGAUGGCCAUCACAGGCUAUGAGGUCGACCAGGUCACUCACGAAGGACCUCAGACGGGAAGCACUACGACCGAGAGCAACCUCGGAGGGUUCUCUUGCUAUCCUGAAUGCUCUCAGGGUGACAGGUCCAUCCCAAGCUACCAUGCCUACAACCACCACUACUUCUCAUGGCUUGUCGGAAGCGAUGCUGAAGUCUAUGAUCGAAAGCACCCUGUGCACAUCCCGAACCCAACUUCGACUGGAGUCAGGGAUCUGCCGCAUGGCCACGAAUAUCCCACCAACAUCGUGUUCAAGGAGAACCCGGGUGGUGAGUUCCGGAAGAGCUACCAUGGCUACCCUGGAGGCUUCGCUCAGCUGAUCCACUCUCCAAAAACCUGGCUGGUUGAGCCCAUGCAGAUUGAUACCCACAAUCGCAAGUUCGGCAUCAACAGCCAGGAGGGCUACACGGAGUGGUUCCUCCCGAAGCGGAGCCAGGGAAAGGAGACGGACCGUCAGAACGGCCUGAGCCCACUCAUUGAGUGCCCUUGCACCGACCGCAUCACGCUGGAGACGGUGAGUACUCCAACGAUGCAGUCUCAGGGCACCUGUCAUGACCCCGUUGCCAACGCUUCGUCAUGCUUUGCUGAGGUCCAGAACAUUAUCCAUGUGAACCGGUCCUCCACUAUCGAUGACGCGAAGCAGCCGUGGGGCUGCCUUUUGAAGCCCACCGGAGAUCACUACGAGGCCAUCUUCAACAAAGCGCAGUCUACGAAGACCUGUGAGUCGACGCAGCCGAUGGAGUUGGCUGGGCAGGCGCAGCUGGGGCAGCUCACCAACCUAACGCUCCACACCAACAGCAGCAACGUGACCAUUACCAUCUCGGGUCCCGAUGCCUACUGGUUUGGUGUUGGCUUCAAUGCUCAAGCCAUGAGCGCUCUGCCCUAUGCCGUGAUCGUGGAAGCCGGUGGCCGCGUCUCCGAACGCAAGCUCGAGAACCAUGGACCCGGAAAGCAGCUGAAGGCGUCCGUCACCCUGCUGUCCUCCACAGUCUCAUCAAGCAUCCGUACCGUCACCCUGACUCGAUCGCUGCAGGGCCUUGACACGGAUCAUUACACCUUCCCCAGCUCGCCUGGACAGAUAGAUGUUAUUACUGCUGUGGGCAGCACGCCCACCUUGUCUUACCACAAGGCGCACACCGGCGGCAAAAUCAUGCUUUUGCCCCAGAAGGAAGCAGCCUGCGUCUGUCAGCCUACGCAGACUCACUUCCUCAACUACAUGAACAAAGAUCGAAGUGAGUUUGAAGGGUAUGCGUGUGCAGAUGAGCCACGCUCAGACAUGCUCAAGCAUGGCGAUGGCACCGGCCGCAAUGUUUCCAAUGCUGCCUGCCACCCACAGACAUACCAUGGUGGACUCCAAUGUUGCAAGAACCAAUAUUUCUUGACUGACCUGGAGCAGGACCAUCUCAUUCCGAAUGAGACAGACAUCUAUUUCCUGAAGUGGCGGUACUACUUCCAGGAGUACCUUCCUGCAUCGAGCAAAGCAGCCGCUUCACACAAGCAUUUGCACCACUGGGUAUUCCUCAUCGACGAGCAAAUCAAUGACUACGAAGAGGAUAGCGUCCAAUAUGGAACAGAGAGUGUGGGUCGCAUCACAGCUCACGUGACGGGCAAAGAAAUGGGCCUGGAAGACGUGCCCGUUGCCUACACUACCAUUACACCCUUGGUCAUGACGCCGCAUUGCCACGCGCCUAGCUGCCUUCGGGAGGAGUUGUGGAACGCGGACACAGGGGAGAUCAUUUGCAAUGUCACUGCCCGCUACGGGAGCACAGAGUACGGCUCCGUGAACAAUGUCUUCAACGAGGCGAACUACAUUGCGCUGCCACCAUGCAUUUUCGGCUACCAGCCAGGCCUCCAGAAGCCUUUUACACUAACACCCAGCACGAGGCUUACUGCAAUCAAGUACUUCAACAAUACCUUCAGGCACCUCGGGCAGAUGGCGCAGUGGGUGGGGCUUAUGGUUUACGACUCCGACCCCAUCGCGGAGGAUUACGUGCACGUUUGA